Molecule: messenger RNA, 1099 nt
Organism: Ruditapes philippinarum (Manila clam)
Lineage: Eukaryota; Metazoa; Mollusca; Bivalvia; Venerida; Veneridae
Exons: 8
Coding region: 233-1099 (288 amino acids)
Source: RefSeq, a predicted model, not a curated record
GACAAAAUAAUACAGUGAGAAAUGUGAAGUUUGCGAUUAGGAGAUCCAGAACAGGAAUACAGAUUGUAUAUAUUGGUGCGAGCCAGACUAAUAGAGUCGGGGGCAUUACACAGUCAAAUCACAGAUUAUCCAGGUUGAACCAGCAGACAGAGACCCAAAUGGUAAUCUUUUAGAGACUGCUAAAUCCGUACUGGUUUCAUCAGGUGAUUCUCAGUCUUCUGUCAUAGAUGACAUGAUAGCAGCAGGAAAUCAGGAAGAGGCUGUUCAAAACUUGAAUGUCAUCGCUUCAGCUCUAAACCCAGUAAAUGGCACUGAAGUGAAUGACACUGUAAAGGCAGAGAAAACUGCGAUAAGAACAUCAGUUGUGACAAGUUUAAAAAAAGUAAAUGUUAGCAGUAUUGAUACAUUGUCAUCUGUUGCUGAAACUUUGACACAGGUUACAAAAGUGAAAUCUGAACUCACUGAAAGUACACAGGAAGAUGCUGCCAAGCUGUUUGAUGAUUUAGCUGAUAGUUUGGAUACUUUAACUAAUGUGACAAAUUCAGCAGAUAUUGUAGACUCGGCCGAAGAGAUAUUUAUUGGUGUGACACAACUUCUUGAUAUCAAAGCAGAUCAGGGUCAUACACAGUUGAUGAAAGAUCAAUCACAAAAUAAUGCUAAAUUGGGAAAGAUGAAAAAAUCAGCUGGUAGACUUCUUAAUACAAUAGAUAAGAUUAGCAACACAAUAUUGUCAGGGCAGACGGUUGGAGACCCAGCUGUAGUAAUUCAGACAGAGAGUGUCAAUAUUCAGAUGGAAAAAAUUGAACAGUCAGCAUUAGGUGGUAGACAUCUUACUAUGGGCACUGGUGGUGACACAGAGGUAGCUACAGUAGAAUUUCCAGCAGUUGUUGAUGGUGUUGAUAAAAAUAUGCCUGAUCUAGGCUUACAGGUUUUACAUAUGAAGAAGAAUCCUUAUAUAUGGGACAGGUCAGCUGUAGAUGUCAAUAUGGAGGUACUAUCUGUAGAACUCACUUCAAAAAAUUCUGAAGUGAAAGUGACCAAUCUGAGUGAACCUAUUAAAGUGUCUCUGACUGCACCAGGUACUUAUUACAUGUAUUAA